Eremothecium sinecaudum is the source of this 1161-nucleotide messenger RNA. RefSeq names its product GTPase NPA3 (gene NPA3). Gene Ontology annotation, molecular function: GTPase activity. The transcript has a single exon. Bases 1 to 1161 code for a protein of 386 amino acids. Lineage: Eukaryota; Fungi; Ascomycota; Saccharomycetes; Saccharomycetales; Saccharomycetaceae. The record is from RefSeq and is a predicted model, not a curated record.
AUGACUUUAACUACUGUUAUUUGUAUUGGUAUGGCUGGGUCUGGUAAGACCACCUUCAUGCAAAGAUUGAAUACGCAUUUACACACUGCGAAGGAACCUCCAUAUGUCAUAAAUUUGGAUCCAGCAGUGUUAAAUGUUCCUUAUGGAGUGAAUAUUGAUAUUCGUGACUCUAUUAAAUACAAGAAGGUCAUGGAGAAUUAUAAUUUAGGUCCAAAUGGUGCUAUUGUAACAAGUUUAAACCUUUUUAGUACGAAAAUUGAUCAGGUCAUCAACCUUGUGGAGAAGAAGAGAGACAGCUUCAAACACUGCAUAAUUGAUACGCCUGGCCAGAUAGAAUGUUUUGUUUGGAGUGCUUCUGGUUCCAUCAUUACUGAGUCUUUUGCCUCCACAUUUCCGACGGUUAUUGCAUAUAUCAUUGAUACACCAAGAAACUCAUCUCCUACUACCUUUAUGAGUAAUAUGCUUUACGCCUGUUCUAUUCUUUAUAAGAUGAAACUACCGAUGAUUGUGGUAUUCAAUAAGACCGAUGUGACUAAGGCUGACUUUGCCAAGACUUGGAUGACGGACUUUGAGGCUUUCCAGGAAGCGUUAAAAUCGGACCAGGAACUAAACGGUGAAGCUGGAAUGGGAUCCGGAUAUAUGUCAUCGCUCGUUAAUUCUAUGUCCUUGAUGCUUGAGGAAUUUUACAGCCAGCUUGAUGUUGUUAGUGUUUCUAGCUUCACUGGUGAUGGCUUUAAUGACUUCCUAGACGCUGUUGACAAGAAAGUUGAUGAAUACGACGCUAACUAUAAGGCAGAGAGAGAUCGUAUUCUUCUUGAAAAGGCUAAGGCUGAAGAAAGCCGCAAGGAUAAGUCUCUGGAAAAGCUCAUGACAGAUCUUGGCAUCAAAGACAAGAAGGACGACAAAUCCAAGACAACUGAGGACGGUGCAGAUGUUCUUAGCGACCUAGAAGAAGGAGAACAUGAUGGUGUUGUUCUAAGAGAUGAGGAUGAGGAUACGGAGAGGGUAUAUACUUUUGCGGACAAUGACCGUACCGCCGGGGAGAUCAACUCAUCAUCCGCAAGUGACCUUCAAAUGAGGUACGAAGAGGCUUUCGCGAAGACUGCGAAGACCGCCAGCAGUCAAACCGCUGAGAACAUCGCCAAGUACAUAAGAAAUUAA